This is a messenger RNA of Vitrella brassicaformis, 3446 nucleotides long. The record is from the annotation of a GenBank genome assembly. NCBI's taxonomy places the organism in Eukaryota, Vitrellaceae.
UGAUGUCUCAAGCUCCCGAGUCUUUUCGUUUUUGUCCUGACGCACACGUGUCUCCCCGCACACGGACAGUAGACUGAGUACGUCGACACAGACCACACACACUGACCAAUCGUCCGAGUCACACAGGCUCCUAUCUCAGUAUCGUCGGCACAUGCCACACGCUGACGGCCCAAAGAGAAAAUAGAGUGUGACCAGAUCACAGGCACAUCAACCCCAUCUAAGCAGCUGGGACGCUAGCGCAAAUUGUGCCACCACAAACAGCAGAAGUGCAAGUAGCAGCACGCAGAGGAGUGUGCAUGUCGAACACUGCAGGCGCCGGCAGCAUCUCCUGCCUAUAAGGAUCUCCAGGAACUUGCAGGGGCGCUAACAAACAAACGCACGGAGAGCGUGUGCAUCAUGUCAUAGGUGUCUCCAUCACCUGGAUGCACAUGAUCCAUUGGACGCGCCCCUGGGGCUCUGGUAGGAAGGGGGAUACUGCACACACAUGCAACCACAGUUCGUUAUGACACACUAUGUGUGCUCAGUCAGCUAUUUGUCGGCCGACCGUUGGGCUCCUUGCGGCCCUGGCCGACUGGAUUCUCUCUGGCCUGAUCGAUGGGCACCAUUUGCAGCGAGAGGUGAAGCUUGGCGGGCUUGAUGAAACUGCAAGCGCAAGAAGGAUCGUUUGUCGUGCUUGUAUGUGUUUUGUCGGGCGUUGAUGAAUGCGGACAUGUUGCGCCUUCUGCCGGGGCAAAGUCCCCUCGGUCUUCGCAUUCCGUCCACGAUCUCCUCACCACCACCACAGCAGCCCAGCACGUCCCGACAUAUAUAUGGGCAGCAACCAGAGUUAUCACUCUUGGCUGGCGUCUCUCUUGGCUGGCGAUCCAGCGAAUACCUGAAUGAGACGUGUACUGCCUGUUAACUAGCUGCAGUGAUCUCCUGAGUGCUUACCUGCAUAGGCCGUCAAUUGGCACGACUUCUUCCUCGUAGAUGACAUCGUGCGGACCUAUUGUAUCACAGUCGAUCAUACGGACCUGCGGCAAAGAAGGCAGAUUUGGUGGAUGCAUUGAUGUCCACUACAGCUUGCCUUCAUCUCGACGGCGGCUGCAAAGAAAUAGAAUUAGUCUCUGCGCGUGUGUGUCUGUGUGAGUCUUUGUGUGGGUUGACAAAUCGGCGUUUGCCAUGUACCUGCGGGGAGCUUGACUGGGAACAGCAUUCGCCAGUUGAAGCCUGCCGUAUCGUGUGCGAACUUGUGCACGUCGGUCUUGAGUGUGAUUGGAUCCGCCUGCUGGUCCUCGAACGCGCGUACAUGCAAGGUGAUCUCGAUCAUCACGUCGUUGCGUUGCCCUUAUGAAUGAAAGCCAAGACAUGCAAAGCUUCAAAGAGUGUAUCCAUGCGCAGUACGUCCUGCUGACCGACCGCAAUCUUGGAAGACGUCAAUGUCCGUCACCUUCCAGACGAUGACUCGUAACUCAAACUCAGUGGGGCUGUACAGCUCUUUGAGAUCGAUUUCCCUGUAGUCUUCUGACUCUUCCACCUGACAAGGUGCACAUGAAAUGACGUGACCGGCCAUGACACGCGCCUUUCUUCUCGAAGUACCAUAUCGAUGAAAUAUCUCAAUGUACCAGUUGCCAAACCCGAUCCGCUUUCAUCCACGUGCAGCGGCAUGAUCUCCAGGGGUGAGCUGAUACGGAAAGGCGGCAGUUCAUCGUCACGCUUGCCAUCGACGGCAGACUCAGUGGGUUGCUCCUUGAUCGGACUGCGAGACAAGGCGACACAGACAUGUCAGAAGUCGAUCGAGGUGCGUGCUGGCUACUUUUUAAUCUCUUCGUCUGUCGGCUUGCAAUAUCUGAGUGCCAUCCAUCUGUCUUCGAGAUCGAUCGAUGUCUUUCCGAUCAGUCGAUUGAUCAAAGCGCCUUUGUCGAUGACCUGCGUACAUAUACCCAAACAUUCAUCGGAAGGCCUCCUGUCUCAUCUUAUCUUCCCGUGUCGUGAUACGGACUGCAAUGGUCAGCAUUGCAUCUCCUGGUAUGGUGGCGGUCAUUUCUAUGUGCUCGUAGAAGUCGGGAUUCAAGUUUCUGUAUGAGCACCAUGAAAAGAACUCAUUUGCAGGCCGUUUGUCCAUCCUUACUCGUUGAAGACCUUGCUCGACACCACCUUCUUGCCUGCCAUUGACACCUGCAAAUGGAAUCGGCAAAACGAAACCUGCUCCAUGAUUGGUUUGUCCAUCUGUGACUGACUGACAGAAGAUAUACCUCAAGGAAAGGGUCCGAUUUGCCGAACGUGUCGAUAUUGGUCAGAUUACGGCCCGUCAACACGUAGAGAUGGACUCGCACUCGCUCCUCCUUCCACGCUGUGGCGUCUCUCUUGUCCUCUUCGGUGUCAGGAAUAGCGUCCGCGACUUGCGUAAGCAUCACGCGGCCCUGCAUGGCACCAGACAUGCAUGGAUUGCCGAUUGAUUGCAAUCUCAAUCCAUCUACGGCUCACUUUGAGUCUUGCCACUUCUUUCAUCAUUUCUCCCGUGACGAUUGGCUCUGACACAUUGCAAAUCUGCUGCAGCUUCAUCGCGUUGAAGUAGUCAUUCGUCUGAAGCCUGCAGUCACCCAUGUGGGAGGCUUGAAGGACACAGACAAGCGACAGGCAGCCCUACUCACCUAUCCGCAAGUAUGAGCCGUCGCUUCUGCAGCCGGAGCACAAAGUCACCUUUCUUCACCGGCAACGCAUAUUGAUAGCCCAGCAGCUUCCGCUCAAUGCCAUAAUGCAGAACUGUCUCUAUCCCCAAGUCCGUCUUCCCGCUUGGUCUGUCACCCUUCAAGCACGUAGCAGUGCACGUGGUGCACGUGGAUCAUGCCAAUUUCGAGUGUAUGUGUCUCAGCAUCACCCACUCGCAGUUUGAUUUCCUUCAGGCGUUUCUCCAAGUCGCGUAUCUCCUGCAUCAUGAUAAUGCUAAGCUGAACAUGCAUUCGUCCAACCAGCCAACCUGCGUACCUUCUUAAUGGUCUUCUUGGCCUUUUUCUCAGCAGAAGCCUUCAACUCCUUAAUUUUAGAAGACCUCAACUCCGUAAUUUUGCAUUCGAUUUCUUCGCAUUCGAUCCUGCACAAACAGAUCAAACUCAUCCCACGCACACACAUCUCUUUAUCAUCAAAUUGUCGCACCUGCGCGUAACUUCAUCGAACUCGUGAUAGGCUGUCUCGUAGACCCAGAAGCCAGAUUCGCGCGGGAAGCGAAGAUCAGAGCUGGGGACGUCGACACGAUAACAGGUGCCAUCGUCAUCCUUGAUGACCAUCAAAAGCUCUCCUGCGCUCCUAGACUCGGCCGUCUGAGCAGGAGGUUGGCAUUUACUGCUGCUCCAGACCACGCUACCUGUAGAGUCGGUGAGGUUGAACAAUGAAAAGAGUGUUCAGCCUGUGUGAGACGAUGGGGUACCGGUGAAGCCUUUGACCGUCUUGAUCUCCACGACGUUCAU